GGGAAGCGGGGUGCGGGGGUCAGCUUAUGGCAGAGUCCCAGUGACUGGGAGAUCAGUCAACACGCAGCUUUAUUUUCAACACAAACCUUGAACACCUGCUAUUGCAGCCACACAGAAGCCACGCCAAGGUCACCUUCUCUUUGAACAAUGGCGUGAGAGAGUGUGCGUGUGUGUGUGUGUGGACUGAACAUGGUCAACAUUGUCUUCCUGGCUGCGCUGGUGGUCCUGUCCUUCCUGACCGACGGCGGCUGCCAGAUGCAGUUGGAGCCGCAGAGUCUGACGGUGCUGCGGGGCUCGGAGGCGCGGCUGACCUGCUCCACCAGCGAGCCGUGGUCGGUGAUGGUGUGGCUGCUGAACGGCGCCUCCCUGCUCACCAUCUCCUCGGAGCACGGCGCGCUGCCCUCCGGGGACCCUAACGUGACGGCGGUGGAGGGCCGCGGCGCCGCGGGGAGGUCCAGCUGGGUGCUGGUGCUGCAGGCCGCCGCGAGACGCCACCGGGGGCAGGUGACGUGCGACAUCCAGGGAGAGGACCAGAAGACGGCCAGCCUGUUUGUGCAAGAAAAAGGUAGCAUUGGCAUCUCCGGGGGCAACAGGACCGUUCUGCAGGGUCACAGGGUCAGGUUGGAGUGCGCCGCUGCAAACUGGUUCCCUGAACCCUGGGUUGGAUGGCGGGUGAACGGCGUGGAGGUGUCCCCGGGCGAUUACAACGUCAGCCGCGUGGGGCCCUCUUGGGGCCUCGUCACUAUGACAAGCGACCUGGGCCUGAGGGCCACUGAGAGCUCCCUGGUGGAAUGCCUGGCCUCCGUGACGGCCCUCGCCCAACCGCUGAGCAGCCGCGUCCAUAUAACCGUGGUGGCCGAGGUGCUCCAGGGCCAGGGCGACUGCACAGUCCUGCUGACGGCCACGGCUGUGCUCUCCUCGCUCCUCCUGUUCCUGCUGCUCUCAGUCUGCAUCGUCUGCAGUGUCCUCUGCUGCCGGCGAAGGGGACGCACAAAGUCAAACACAAAGGGGACCAUAAGGUUUAACCAAUCAGGGAGCGGCCUGAGCUCGGUUGCUGAGGCAGCAGGGAAGGUCAACCCGGGAUAUGCUGCCGAGGGCCUCCCAGAUGACUCUACAAAGGGAAUCCACGGUCAGACAGACUCUGUCACCAUCGGCAUGGCUCCAGGUCCCGGAUGUGGUGUCCUCCAGAGGCCGGCCUCUGCCCCAGGAAGGUGGAGCCCAGGUGGACCUGAGCGAGGUGGGCCCCAAGAACGUCCGCGUGGCGACCACAGUAUAGUCUCUCUGGAAGAGGUUUCUGCCUCCUGUGCUCCAUGUCGGGGUUAUAUCACUAUAUAUUCUAUUCCGCCAUUUUUUAUCGCUCGCUUGAGGGAUCGUCUCAGAGCUGGGCUGCACUUAUCUUUUUUUUUAUGUUAGUGUUUGUGUAACGUUAGGGCACAAUCAAGUUCUGAAUCACAUUCGAUAUCUGUAUAUGUUUGGAAUGUUGGUUCAGAUAAUACAAAGGUAUUUGCUUAAUUUCAUUUGUGAUUCUGUACCUUUACAGUCAACUAUAUCAAUGCCCAUCAAUAAACGUACUUAAAAGUG
Gadus macrocephalus (Pacific cod) is the source of this 1581-nucleotide messenger RNA. RefSeq names its product immunoglobulin superfamily, member 5b (gene igsf5b). The coding region runs from base 190 to 1413 and encodes 407 amino acids. Gene Ontology annotation, biological process: cell-cell adhesion. NCBI's taxonomy places the organism in Eukaryota, Metazoa, Chordata, Actinopteri, Gadiformes, Gadidae. The transcript has 10 exons. The record is from RefSeq and is a predicted model, not a curated record.